Molecule: messenger RNA, 680 nt
Organism: Choloepus didactylus (southern two-toed sloth)
Lineage: Eukaryota; Metazoa; Chordata; Mammalia; Pilosa; Megalonychidae
Gene: DPM3
Product: dolichyl-phosphate mannosyltransferase subunit 3, regulatory
Exons: 2
Coding region: 27-380 (117 amino acids)
Biological process (GO): GPI anchor biosynthetic process
Cellular component (GO): endoplasmic reticulum membrane; dolichol-phosphate-mannose synthase complex
Source: RefSeq, a predicted model, not a curated record
CCCAGAAGGCCGCGCGGAGGCGGAGCAUGCGCCGUAGAAGAUUUUCGAAUGCAGACGUCGGAGCCGCUUAUGGAAGAGAAGACCCGGGGCAAAGAGGGACCAUGACGAAACUAGCGCAGUGGCUAUGGGGUUUGGCGCUCCUGGGCUCUACCUGGGCGGCCCUGACCGUGGGAGCCCUGGGCCUGGAUUUGCCCUCGUCCUGCCGAGAGGUCCUAUGGCCACUGCCCGCCUACUUGCUGGUGUCUGCCGGCUGCUAUGCCCUGGGCACCGUGGGCUAUCGCGUGGCCACUUUUCACGACUGCGAGGAAGCUGCCCGCGAGCUGCAGAGCCAGAUCCAGGAGGCCCGGGCUGACUUGGCUCGCAAGGGGCUGCGCUUUUGAUACCCGACCCCCACCCUCGCCCGGGCAGCCCUAUUAAACAGCAAGUUCAUUUUCUACGUUGUUUAGUUUGAGAACGGGAAUUCGGUACACCAGCGGUGGAGAAGUGAGAGGUGGAAGAACCAGCUUCCUGAGGCCAUCUCAGCCUCUUUGUAACCUGCUGAUAUUCUCCUUUUUUGGAGCAAACGAGGCAAGGAUCCCUCUUCUCCAAGAUGACUCAGUACGGCAAUGUCAUUUUACUUUCCUGGUCCUUAAGCCUGUCAGGAAGUAUUUAUUAAAGCCUAACCUCUUUUCCUCAUAAAA